This is a messenger RNA of Salvia hispanica, 1647 nucleotides long. RefSeq lists its product as uncharacterized. NCBI's taxonomy places the organism in Eukaryota, Viridiplantae, Streptophyta, Magnoliopsida, Lamiales, Lamiaceae. The record is from RefSeq and is a predicted model, not a curated record.
UAAAACAAACCAAAAAACUGAAAAAGGCAUUUUUACCUCGCCUAUACACCAAUCGAUUCAACCCUUUUUCAUUUAUCCUGAAUUUCAAUUUCAAAUUUUCAACACCAUUUUCCCAGAUCUGCACUCCUCACUCUGGAAAUGCCUCCGACUGAUACGAGCUCCGAUCUCAGAAGAUCAUCGAUUAAUCCAGCUACUUUAAGUAUGAGUGAGUAUGCGUUUGCGGAUCUCAACAACUUGGAGCACUGUGCCAAGUAUUUGAACAAUACCUUAGUCACCUUUGGCUUCCCUGCUUCACUCGAUCUCUUUUCUAAUGACCCCGUCUCGGUGUCGAGAACUUGCAAUUGCAUACAUGCUUUGUUGCAGCAGAGACAGCGUGAUGUUGAGUUUCGGGAGUCUGCCAAUGAGCAGAGGCAACGGCUCUUAUCAGAUAUUUCAAGAUUGGAAGCUAAAGUGGAGAGGCUGGAAUCCCAAUUAUCUACGAAAGAUAGAGAGAUAGCUAGUAUGACGAGAACGGAAGCGAAAGCUACAGCAGCUUUCAAAACCCAGAUCGAUAAGUUGCAGCAGGAGCGAGAUGAAUUUCAGAAGAUGGUUUUGGGUAACCAGCAAGUGAGAACUCAACAGAUUCAUGAGAUGAAGAAGAAAGAAAAAGAGUAUGUAAAGUUGCAGGAGCGCCUCAAUCAAGUAGUAAUGGAGAAAAAGAAAGAAUCUAGAUCAGGCAUGGAAAUUAUGAAUUUACUACAGAAAGAAGGCAGGCAGCGUGGGACAUGGACUGGGAAGAAGGCAGACACUGAUUUCUACAAAAAGAUUGUGGAAACUUGCGAAGCAAAAAAUCAAGAAUUGAUGGCAGAAAAUGCAGAUUUGAGAACAUUAUUACGUUCAAUGCAGGCUGAUAUGCGUGAAUUUUUGAAUGCUCCAAAUGGAAAGCAGUCUUCUCCUGUCAAUACUAGGUCAGAUGCUGACCUGUCACAGUCCCCUUUGGGUGGGAGGACGGAUAUGUUUGAUCUGCCUCUUCACAUGGGCAGAGAUCAAAUUGAAGAAAGUCUCCGAACAAAAAUGAGCUCAAUAAAGGAGCGCAUGGUUCAACUUCAAGAUGUACACAAGGGUGCAGAAUUCACUUCUGAAGUGUCAGAGAGAGAGCUUGAGCUUGAAGCUCAGCUUGUUGAGGCAAGAAGCAUUAUCCAAGAGCAGGAAUCUAUAAUGUCUAAACAUAUUCCUAGAUCGAAUAAGCCAAGGAGACUAAGUGGACAUCUAAAUUCUGAGAGGGAGUCAAUGUUGUGAUCACUACGAUGCUUCUUUUGCUUGCUUCGGGACCGUAACCUGAAAAAAUCCUUGUUGCUAGGCUCUACAUGGCACUUGGUUUGAUAACAUAUUCCUAGUUAUAGAUUCUACUAAUGAAGUGUAAUGCGCAUUGUGUAAAAGCCGUACACUGAUCGUUGUGUUCUCAUAAUUUGUUCGUAGCGUUCAGGAGACUGCAAAUUCUCACGAAAAAACAGGGAUAGCUCAUUGCCUGAUAGUGUGUACAUUUGUAAUAGCUCUGUGCUUUAAUUAUCCUAACAUGUAGUAGACAAUAGGUUCAGGUGAAACAUCUCGUUUGUUUAACUCGAGUUAUGUUUAAGUAUUUGUUACAAUGACAGUUCCUUUGCUUCA